Messenger RNA from Ostrea edulis (European flat oyster), 1706 nucleotides. RefSeq lists its product as uncharacterized. The record is from RefSeq and is a predicted model, not a curated record. Lineage: Eukaryota; Metazoa; Mollusca; Bivalvia; Ostreida; Ostreidae. The transcript is spliced from 2 exons. Bases 251 to 1489 code for a protein of 412 amino acids.
UUAAAUCUCUUAUUGAUAUAUAUCACUUCACGAAUAGGACGCACGAAAACAACAUUGAGCCCUGUGCAUUGACUUGCAGUCUCUACUUUGUACACAUUAAAUAUUGACUGUUUUCAACAAGGAGAUGAGUUCAACAAGGAGAUGAGCACCACAGGAGCAAAAUGCUUACCAAAAAUCGGACCCUGGUGUUAAGAUAGAAAGUGCACGCUCCUGGAGAAGACCUCGUCCCAAGUUUGAUUUUUUCCUGACCAUGCAGUCCGAAACAGAAUCAGGAAACGUAUCCACGGCGACAAAGUCCUCCAGCGAUAAACAAGCGAGUUCUUCACCAAAACAAAUCAAUAUCAAAAAUGUAAGAUCCAAACAAUCGAAUCCUCUGGAGAGAAGGCCCUUCAGCGAUAAACGAAGACCCCCCUCUCAAAGCUCUUCAUCUCCCCCAACACGUUCACCGUCCCAGAAUUCCAUGUCACCACCGAUACUAUCACCAUUAGGACGACCGGAAAGACCCUUCAGCGAAAAAUCACUUCUCUCCCGUAGUUUGUCACAGGAAAGGGUCUCCAAAGUAUUUCCUUCUAGGCGUAUUAGCGAGGAAAUUCCCCGAGGAUCUCCGAUUUCGUUCUCAUUUCCACAUGGCAGGGAUCGGUAUCCAAGUUUUAGCGCUCCGCGAUCAAGAAGCAACAGUGACGCCGCUAUACCGGAAGAACCUCUGCUUUUCGAAUUUGCUGAAAUCAAGAAAUUGAAAUCUGCUGAAAAAGAUUUCAACAGGAAAGGUAUCGUAUGGACAACUGAUGGUCGUCUAGUGAUCAUAAAUUUUGGGAAUGACCAACUGAAAGUUUUCAAUGAAAAUUUCCAGGAAACUUUAUCGAAGCGAAUUCCUGAGGGUUGUCGAGGGAUUUCAGUUGGUGCGGAUUUUAAUGACGUGUCAAUCACGUGUCAGAGGAGAGUGUUUAAUUACAAAAUACACGAUAAAACAAUAAUUGAAGGUAAGACGUUUCUUUUGAAUGGAAAUGGUUACGGCAUAUCUUACGCCAGGGAACAUUUUGGCGUCACCAUUGACAUUGGCGGAGAAAGCAAAUGCGUAGCCUUAUUAAACGAUGAAGGCAGAGUUGUUCAACAGGUUGAAAAAAUUCAAAGACCCAAUGAAACCCGCUUCAAGGCGUUUCAUCUGUACAUAACAAUGGAUCCUCACAGAAAUGUUAUCUAUCUUUCUGAUGUUCACAGGGAUAUGCUACUUUGUGUGUCAUACACGGAAAAACUCUACUGGGAAAGAGAACUUCCGGGAAAACCGAGGGGAAUCUGUGUUGUAGGGAACAAUAUUAUUGUAGCCACCACCGGAGAAAAACUGUGUGUUCUUACAAGAGAUGGUAAUCUUGUGAAAGUACAGGCAAGUUUAGGGUAUGACCCAGAAAGCCUUGCCUAUGAUGAAACAACUCAUCGACUUGCCGUCUCUCAGUAUUACAAAGGAUGGGUGCACGUAUACCAGAUAACGUAAUGCCUAGCGAGUAUUGACGACAUCUCCGUUGCUCGAGAGUUCUACAUUCUUAAACUGAAUUAAUGAAGUACUUUCAACAGUGUGUAUGUCGCAAUUUAAUUCCUGUCUUGAGAUUUCUAGAGUUCAGGUGCCGACUUCUUGCAAGAAAUUUUUUAAAAAGCAUUUUAUGUUUCAAAAUACUCAGAAAGUUGUUUUCAAUAUAGCACAAUGAACGAUA